Molecule: messenger RNA, 3185 nt
Organism: Hypanus sabinus (Atlantic stingray)
Lineage: Eukaryota; Metazoa; Chordata; Chondrichthyes; Myliobatiformes; Dasyatidae
Product: rho guanine nucleotide exchange factor 3-like
Exons: 12
Coding region: 170-1672 (500 amino acids)
Biological process (GO): intracellular signal transduction; positive regulation of Rho protein signal transduction
Molecular function (GO): guanyl-nucleotide exchange factor activity
Source: RefSeq, a predicted model, not a curated record
CGCUGCUGACGGAGAGUGCUCUGCAGGGGAAGGGGUGGGGGCCUGGCUGCUUCUCCACACCCUUGCCCCCCCACCGCGGCUUCCGGCUCAGCCUCCGGCGCUCGGCCGGAAUCUCGGCUCCCUCGUCUCGUCCACUGUAACAUGCAGCGGUGAGAGGCUCCACUCAGCCAUGGACACCAUCACCGAGGAACUGCUGGAGGGCAAGGAAGGCGACGAGGGAGAGCCCAGUUUUGUCCCAAGAGAGCGGUCGUAUACCUCGGGGUCUCUGUCAGAUCUAGGGAAAAAGCGUAAGCAAGAGACGGCGAUCGAUGAGGAUGUGGAUGAAAUGAGUCCAGAGACGGAGAAGGAGCCGAGUAAUAAAAGGGUAAAGCCAGUGUCAAGAUUGAAACGAUUCAGUCAGUCCUUCCAGCGCCUGAGUUUUCGCACGGACCCACGGUCCCCGCUGUCCCUCUCGUCUCGGCACGGGUCCAGGGGCUUGCCUGUCUCCAAUGCAUCCCGGGACAACAGGCUGUGGAGUGAGACCUUCGACUGUGGCGGUGACGGGCUCACUGCCAGCGAGGUCAAACGGCAGGAGGCAAUCUUUGAACUGAUGCAGGGGGAGCAAUCACUCAUCGCUGACCUCAACACCACCAAGAAGGCUUACUAUGAGCCGAUGCUCAAAUUGAACAUCAUGUCCGAAGAGGAGCUGGCCCAGAUCUUCGGUAGCCUCUACUCACUUAUCCCCUUACAUGAAGACCUUCUCAGUCGCCUGGAAGAGGUGAGGAACACGGAUGGCACGGUGAGAGAGGUGGGCCGCACUCUCCUCGACUGGCUGCCCUCGCUGGCUGCCUAUGAGACGUACUGCUGUAACCAGGUGGAGGCGAAGGCGGUGCUGGACGCCAAGCGGCGGGAACAGCGGGUGGACGAGUUCCUGCAGCUCUGCCAGCAGUCGGCCUUCAGCCGCAAGCUCGAUCUGUGGAGCUUCCUGGACCUGCCCCGGAGCCGCCUGGUUAAGUACCCACUGCUGCUGCGGGAGAUCGGUCGGCACACCCCAGCCGAGCACCCCGACCAUGCUCUACUCCACCAGGCUAUGGAGCUGAGCCAGAGGGUCGCUGCGCAAAUUGAUGAGCGGACAGGCGAGUCAGAGUGUCGCUUCUACUGGCAGCGGCUGCGGUACCUGUCCGACACUCAGCCCGAGGCCGAGGUGCAGCGAUCCCGCCGCCUCUGGUGUCACGGAGAGCUGAGGAACAACAAGGGUGCUAAGCUACGGGUGUUCCUGUUUGAGAGAGCGCUGGUGGUGACGAGGCCGGUGACCCAGGCACAGGGGCUCUGCUACCAGGUUUACCGAACGCCUAUCCCCGUCGGGCAGCUGGUGCUCGAGGACCUUCCGGACGGCGAAACACGGAUCGGUGGCUCUAUCCGGGGGGCCUUCGGCAGCACCACUGAGAGAGCUAGGAACGUUUUUCGGGUGAGUUUCCGGGACCGCUCCCGUGGGCAAGCCCACACCCUCCAGGCCAGCGACAGCUUCAACAAGCAGCAGUGGGUGUCCUGUAUCCGUCAGGCCAUCAUCAACUGCCGGGACAGCCCGCAGGACCAGGGAGAGCAGCUCCAGCUGCAACAGAUCGCCGCCCUCACCAUCGACAGCGAGGAGCCCGCACAGCUGACGGACACGGGCAGGCAGCAGGCUGUAUGACACUGCUGGUUACACCGGACAGACUGAGCUGCCUCGCUCACACAACGGUUUCAAAAAAUUUAGUGUUUACUUCGCUGCACUUUGUGUUCAGAAUUAAAUGUGAAAGAUUGUGCCUUACACACUGUCCCAGGUUCAACUCAACUCCCUAUGCACAACCCCAUCACACACUCCCGGGGUCAGACACAGAGUGAAUCCCCCUCCACACAGUCCCAUCACACACUCCCGGGGUCAGAUACAGAGUGAAUCUCCCUCCACACCGUCCCAUCACACACUCCUGGGGUCAGGCAGAGUGAAGCUCCCUCCACACCGUCCCAUCACACACUCCCGGGGUUAGGCAGAGUGAAUCUCCCUCCACACCGUCCCAUCACACACUCCCGGGGUCAGACACAGAGUGAAUCUCCCUCCACACCGUCCCAUCACACACUCCCGGGGUCAGACACAGAGUGAAUCUCCCUCCACACCGUCCCAUCACACACUCCCGGGGUCAGACACAGAGUGAAUCUCCCUCCACACCGUCCCAUCACACACUCCCGGGGUCAGACACAGAGUGAAUCUCCCUCCACACCGUCCCAACACACACUCCCGGGGUCAGACACAGAGUGAAUCUCCCUCCACACCGUCCCAUCACACACUCCCGGGGUCAGACACGGAGUGAAUCUCCCUCCACACCGUCCCAACACACACUCCCGGGGUCAGACACAGAGUGAAUCUCCCUCCACACCGUCCCAUCACACACUCCCAGGGUCAGACACUGAGUGAAUCUCCCUCCACACCGUCCCAUCACACACUCCCAGGGUCAGACACAGAGUGAAUCUCCCUCCACACCGUCCCAUCACACACUCCCGGGGUCAGACACAGAGUGAAUCUCCCUCCACACCGUCCCAUCACACACUCCCGGGGUCAGACACGGAGUGAAUCUCCCUCCACACCGUCCCAUCACAGACUCCCAGGGUCAGACACAGAGUGAAUCUCCCUCCACACCAUUGCAUCACACACUCCCGGGGUCAGGCAGAGUGAAUCUCCCUCCACACCGUCCCAUCACACACUCCCGGGGUCAGGCACAGAGUGAAUCUCCCUCCACACCGUCCCAUCACACACUCCCGGGGUCAGACACAGAGUGAAUCUCCCUCCACACCGUCCCAUCACACACUCCCGGGGUCAGACACAGAGUGAAACCCCCUCCACACCGACCCGUCACAUACUCCCGGGGUCAGACACAGAGUGAAACCCCCUCCACACCGUCCCAUCACACACUCCCGGGGUCAGGCACAGAGUGAAUCUCCCUCCACACCGUCCCAUCACACACUCCCGGGGUCAGGCACAGAGUGAAUCUCCCUCCACACCGUCCCAUCACACACUCCCGGGGUCAGACACAGAGUGAAACCCCCUCCACACCGACCCGUCACAUACUCCCGGGGUCAGACACAGAGUGAAACCCCCUCCACACCGUCCCAUCACACACUCCCGGGGUCAGGCACAGAGUGAAUCUCCCUCCACACCGUCCCAUCACACA